CAGCAGCCUCUGUCAUUGUGCGAGGCAGCACCUCUUUCGUGCGCUUCCUGUUUGUGCGAGGCGUCGGCGCGCCGGAGCUGCGCCACACACACACACACACACACGCACACACACACAGAGCUGCGUCGCGAUCCACCGGUGGCUGACUUCUCACUGCGCUGCUCCGCCGUGCCCAGGAUGUGGGUUCGCCCGUUCAACCAUGAUGUGGGUGGCGAAUGAAUGGCAGCGGCGCUGAGGCGGAGACGCUUCGCUUUUGGACUCGUCUAACACUCGCGGAGGGAAUGGAUGCUGGACAGUGAACUGCAGAACCUGAGAGGCCGACAUGCAGCACACCUCGUGCACGGAGGACCGGAUCCAGCACGCCCUGGACAGGAGCCUGGACGGGCUGAGGCAGAGCCCCACGGCGGCGCAGCACUGGAACGUGCUGAUGUGCUCAGCAGGUCACUCCAUGAACCGCUGGAGCCUGGAGGAGCUGGUGAAGAGAGACCCCGAGAACUUCCUCAUCCUCCUGAAGCAGAUCAUCGCGAAGACCCGAGAGGUCCAGGAGCAGUGUCAGUACCAGCUGGUGGUGCCCCUCGCCAUCAUGUUCACCUCCACGCUGCUUCAGACGCCGUACUGUCCCGCGGACGCGGAGCUGCUGGAGGAGGCCGUGGAGGUGUUCCGCUGCUUCCUCACCUGGCCCGAGCCGUACUGCAGCGUGUGUCGAAAGCUCCUCUCCACGCUCCAGCUGGAGAUCAAGGCUCCGGGUAUUUCCUUUCAGAGACUGGUGAGAGAGGAGCAGGGCCUCAACGCCGCCAGCCAGUGCUCCAAGACCAUGACGGUGCUGCUGAUGAACCCCGGCGAGGUGCCCGCCGACUUCCUCUCCGUGGCCGAGCAGCUCAGCCACGCGCCGCACUCGCAGAGAGAGACCUACGUCACGCUGAUCAAACACGCCUUCCAGUCCGCGCUGGGCCCCAAGUAUCCACUACACAGCAUCCACAGAGCCCUGCAGGGGAAAGCGCUGGACGACCUGCAGGAGAUCUUCACUGAACUGAGCCACGUCUUGGAGACGGCCGCCGCCAUGACUGACCCCCAGAAGGGGCGCAGUUAUGUGAUCCAGGGGCUGGAGGGGCUGCGGGAGAGGAUGAAGGUCUCAGCGUCCAGUGGGAGGAAGUCAGACGGAAUGCUCCAGACGCUGCCACUGCCGACACCCAAGUGUCACAUGUUCCACUGGGAGAAAGACAACUUUGACGUGCUGAACUCCCUCUUGGAGCACGACGCUGACGAUCCCAUCAACGGGCAGGCUGGGGAGGAGGAGGAGGAGGAGGAGGAGGAGGAGGAGGAGCAGGAGGUGGACAUUGACGGCGACGACGAGGACGAGGUGGACACGAGCGAGACGGAGGUCGAAGCGGAGGCGAAACGAGACAAGGGGGAGGAGGACCUGCCCCCGAUGUCCCUGAGCCACGCCGACCACCGCGCCUCCACCAUCUCCUCCCUGUCCACCGCCUCCAAGGACUCCAUGUUCUCCACUCUGUCCGUGGCGUCCGAGUGCUACGCUCCGUCCCUGUUCUCCGCCACAUCUGGGGUCGACAGCGACUACUUCGAGGACUCGGACGACUACAUCUGCUCGUCGCCGGUGGUGGAGAAAUGCUCGCCCAAGUCCGCCAAAACCUCCGCGCGCCUGAGUCAGCACUUUUACCGGCUCUUCCUGAAGCCCCGGAGCCCCCGGUCCCUGUCCAGGGCCAAGAGCCUGGGAAACACCGAAUCCAAGGACAUUUACAUCGUGCAGAAGCAGCGCUCCAACUCGCUGCCGCAGCAGGUCAGGCUGCAGAGCCCGGAGCCGGCGCCGCCGCCGCACGGCCAGACUCUGAGGCACGUGUGCUUCCGGCGGAGGCCCAUCCUCAGCAGCGACGAGGACGGCAGCAGCGCCACGCUGAGGGUGGUGGUGUUCGGCGCCGACCACGUGGCGGGGAAGGUGGCCCGCGCCUACAACAGCCUGCGGCGGAAGGAGAGCGCCUGCCCGCUGCUCAGCAGGCUCUUCAGGCUCCAGUUCUACUUCGUGCCCGUGAAGAGGGACUCCGCGCGGGACGCGGGCAGCCGCAGGUCCUCCGGCGCCGGGAUUCAGGCGUCCGGGAAGGCGUCGGCGCCGUUCACCCAGGACGUCCGCCUGGUGGGCGCCGGGGACAGCACCAACGACAUCGCCAACCUCCUGGGCAUGUUGGACCCCUGGUACGAGAGGAACACGCUGAGCCUGCUCAAGCUGCCCGCCAGCGUCGUCUGCCAGCAAACCUCAAAGAUUGAGUCCGAUUCGUACGACAAUUCAUACGAGCAGCGUCUGCCCAUUCUGGCCGACCUGGUCCUCUACUACUGUCGCUACGCGGCCCGGCCCGCUCUCAUCCAGCUGUAUCAAGCCGAGCUGACGCUAGCUUGUGGAGAGAAAAGGACCGAGGUGUUCGUCCACUCCCUGGAGCUGGGUCACACGGCGGGAACACGGGCCAUAAAGGCCAUGGGUGCUGCCAGUAAACGUUUUGGUAUCGACGGUGACCGAGAGGCAGUGCCUCUGAUGUUGGAAGUGAUGUAUAACAGGGUGGUGAUUAGUGGGAGAAGCCAGUGGAAAAGAGAAACCAAAGUCUGUACCUCUGUCAACUUAACCAAAGCCUGUAAAACCCCAGAGGAGCUAGACGCGAAGAUGGAGUGUCUGCAGUUCACAAUGACUGAGGUUCUGAAGCGACAGAACGGCAAGAGCAAGAAGGGCUUUAACCAGCAGCUGAGCGUGACGGAGGUGAAGGUGGACAAGGUGCAGGUCAGCGGCGCUGGGAACACGACCUUCGCUGUGUGUCUGGACCAGGACGAGAAGAAGAUACUGCAGAGCGUCACCAGGUGUGAAAUAUCUGUGUGCUACAAACCGGACAGCUCGACGGACUGGAGGCUACGGAAACCCCAGGCCUCGGCCCAGAUCCAGCCUCUCCACCCCACCUUCUGCUCGCUCCUCUGCCUCCCCAUCGUCACCUUCAGCGGGGCUCUUCCCUGACACUUUGUCCUGCAGUCGUCAUGAUGACGGACACACGUGGAGGCGGGCCGUUCGGCUUAGCCCGUCGCAGGCUACAACAGCAGAGGAGACCGGCUUUAUUUUGUGCAUAGCCGUCACCCGCUGUCGUUAGGGAACCCGCUCCUGCUGAAUUCUUCCUGUUUCACUUCCUUGUGGCCUUUACCACCGUAACAUUAAAAUAUGAUGAGAUGAAUAUUUUGAAUGUCAAGUGAGAUCUCAUGUAUGACAAAUGCUGUAGUAACCAGUAAUGUAAAUUAUGUAUAUAUGAUCCUGGAAUGACAGACCGAAGUCUCGAGUGUAGAUGCCUCACAUGGACACAGAGCAUCACUGGGAAUCAACCAGCCUUUCCAGAAGACAACUAUUUCUGAGAAUCUACACUAUCAACCUAUAUAUUAUGUACAGACUGUAUGUUAUUAAAUGUUAUAUUGCCUACAUUAUGUUUUAAUAAUAGCGUUUCUACCAAGGAGUUGCAAUGAAGUUAUGUUUUAACUAGUAAUGAGUCUAACCAGCAGAGGGCUCUGACGUUCCACUGACUUCGCUUGAAGUACAGAUUACUUUAAUCACACACAGUAGGGGGCCUUCAACUUAAGGUUCACUUAAGGUUUUGAUGUCUGUGAUGCAUCGUUUCUAAAAUUGUAUUUUAAUGUUGCAAGAUAUUAACCUCCAUUUAAUCAAGGGGCCAGAUGUUGUGGUGCUAAAAUACAUUAGAAUGUUCAAAACUAUCUGACAGCUGUUGUUUUAAGGCAGUAAAAAGCAUGACUUUCUGAUAACUGGACUUAGGUUAAGGUUGUAGAACAGCUUACUUAAUUUAAGAAACUAAAAAACUUGAAUAUUUGCUUAAAUUAAUGAGGUACUGUUUUGUUUUUGUUGUUUGUUCGUUUUUUGUUUUGCUUUUUUCAGAAUAAUACUUGGCACCAGUGCCCUGCUCUGAUGAAAUCAUUGCAAAUGCAAUAUUGUUUUUAGAAAUGUAUUGUUUUUCCAUUUAAUAUAUAUUGUGCAUUAUUCUAAAUUACCAUUCAUUAAAAUAUUCAGCCGA
This is a messenger RNA of Betta splendens (Siamese fighting fish), 4064 nucleotides long. RefSeq names its product phosphoinositide-3-kinase, regulatory subunit 5 (gene pik3r5). The coding region runs from base 323 to 3010 and encodes 895 amino acids. The transcript has 18 exons. Gene Ontology annotation, biological process: positive regulation of MAP kinase activity; G protein-coupled receptor signaling pathway. The record is from RefSeq and is a predicted model, not a curated record. Lineage: Eukaryota; Metazoa; Chordata; Actinopteri; Anabantiformes; Osphronemidae. Gene Ontology annotation, cellular component: phosphatidylinositol 3-kinase complex, class IB. Gene Ontology annotation, molecular function: 1-phosphatidylinositol-3-kinase regulator activity.